Molecule: messenger RNA, 786 nt
Organism: Arthroderma uncinatum
Lineage: Eukaryota; Fungi; Ascomycota; Eurotiomycetes; Onygenales; Arthrodermataceae
Exons: 5
Coding region: 1-786 (261 amino acids)
Biological process (GO): protein folding in endoplasmic reticulum
Cellular component (GO): EMC complex; membrane
Source: RefSeq, a predicted model, not a curated record
AUGGCUGCUCACGGCCUGGACCAGACAAUCCUUCGGGAUCCAGCGCUCUUCUACUGGAUCCUGAUACCUAUUUCAGUGGUCAUGAUCCUUACCGGUAUCCUCCGCCACUAUGCCACCGUUCUUAUGACCAGCUCUCCCAAACCCGCCGCCAGCCUAGCAGAGUUCCGCGAAAGACUCGCUCUCUUCCGUGGAGUUAACCUACGAAGCAAUGCGUCUGCUGUCCUUACUCCCUCGAGCUUGGCCUCGCGCAAAGCAUACUUGAUCAAUGCAUACAAAAGCGGCGCCUUCUUGAAAGAUCCGGAAAACCGUGGCGGUGGGGCGCCAAACCCCAUGACGGACCCGGCUGGCAUGGACGCAAUGAUGGGGAUGAUGAAGGGAAACAUGGCCAUGAUGAUUCCACAGACUCUUAUUAUGUCUUGGAUCAACGCCUUCUUUUCCGGAUUUGUGAUUUUGAAACUUCCAUUCCCAUUGACCAUUAGAUUCAAGUCUAUGCUUCAAUCUGGUGUCAUGACCCGCGAUCUCGAUGUGAGAUGGGUCUCCAGUUUGUCCUGGUAUUUCCUGAAUUUGUUCGGUCUCCAAUCUGUUUUUGGAUUUAUACUAGGAAGUGACAAUUCCGCUGGCCAGGUGAUGCAGCAAAUGGGGGUGACGAACCCUGGUGUGAAUCCAUUCCAGCCGGGACAAGACCCAGAGAAAAUAUUCCAGGGCGAGGCAGAGAAUAUUGAGGUUAUGGAACAUUAUUGCAUCCUAGACGGAAUCGAGGAGAGGUUACUGCAAAAGGCGUCAUGA